UAUGGCUACAGUCGUCUUGAAUGUAGAAGUCAUGAGUACAAACGGGAUCGUGAACCUAGCAGAGUACCAGAGAACAUGUUAAAACGUCUAUCUCAAAAGAACAAAAAAUUACUGAGUUAUGUAUGGAGUUGUUUGAGGAAAAACGUACCAAAGUCAUCGAAAAUUCAUCGUUUUAUCAAACAUAGUGCAAGACGGCAGAAAAGCACACACAAGAUUGCUGUCAGAUUUGUACAAAAAAUGAGAAGGAAACCAAUUGUCAGGCCAAGAAAAAUUAAUUCUUUAAUGAAAUAUGGUUACAAUUCAAAUAAAGAUAAACAUGGAAAGAAAUAUUUCAAAUACUUUAGAUUGUUUUCCUGCAAUUUCCCACAUAGUGAGUACAAAAAUGUUACUCAUAAAGGGAAUUGUACAAGGUACAGGCUUUCAAAUGAUAUAGAGAAAAACCCUGGUCCUCUUAUGCACGGUGUUGAUCGUACUAAAACAAUACAAGCACCAUAUAGUCAAGGAGAUGUUCAUGUAUUUGGGCAAAAUGCAGGGCGGCAAUGUGUUGUAAUGAGUGUAUGUGCUUUAAUACACCACAAUACAAAAGGAAUAAGUAACUCUGGUGACUUAAAACAAAUAAUGCAUAUUGGCAAUCAACUUUACAGUAGUUUAUCACAAGUAGCAAGAUGCUCUUAUUUACUGCUAACUGAAUUACCAACAAUGCUUACAGUAGCAGAAGAAAAUUUCCGGCUGGAAUACAGUGCAAGCUAUAGUGGCAAUGUCCAUGGUGAGGCUACCAUUGAAGGAUACGAAUACUGUUUAGGCCUAAAAAGAGCUUUUGAGUCAUUGAUAUCACAACAAUACAGAUCAUUUAUUUUGACAGUUGGUUGUAUUACUGUCAGUAUUGUUAACUGUGUUUAUAAUGGCCAUUUUAAAGUGUUUGACUCUCAUGCCCUAGAUAUUUAUGGUAAGAGUCAUCGUCAAGGGACUUGUGUACCGUUAGAUAUACCAUCUAAAGAAAACUUAAUACAAUACUUUCAAAGUAUAUAUGGAAUACACCAAAUGUAUGAACUUAAAGGUUUACAAAUAAUAAAAUAUGACAUAAUGUUUUUGUGCAAUGCUGUAUCACGUUAG
Molecule: messenger RNA, 1113 nt
Organism: Porites lobata
Lineage: Eukaryota; Metazoa; Cnidaria; Anthozoa; Scleractinia; Poritidae
Source: the annotation of a GenBank genome assembly